This is a messenger RNA of Drosophila montana, 2585 nucleotides long. It is a transcript of the gene not, whose product is annotated as non-stop. Gene Ontology annotation, biological process: protein deubiquitination. Bases 81 to 2300 code for a protein of 739 amino acids. Gene Ontology annotation, molecular function: cysteine-type deubiquitinase activity; zinc ion binding. Lineage: Eukaryota; Metazoa; Arthropoda; Insecta; Diptera; Drosophilidae. The record is from RefSeq and is a predicted model, not a curated record. The transcript has 5 exons.
ACAAUUCCCGAGUCGACUUCAGCUGUGUGCGCUGCUCUGCUUCGCUGCUCAUAUUCGUAUGUUUGUGUCUGCUUCCAUGCAUGUGUGCGUGUGUGUUUGUGCGUGUGUGCGCUGUGGUAUUUGUGUGUGUGUGCGUGUGCAAAAUCAGAGUCUUUGAAAAAACAGAAAACUCAUCAACGGCCCAAAAACAAAGUUCCUAUUUUACACAAUUCGUGUCCGUGUUCAGCAUAAAAGUGGCCAAAAUUCGGCGAAAACAGCGCAAGAGUGAUAAAACCAACGUGCCACAGCCGUCUGCAAAACGAACGAAAACAAAAGAGAAUAGCGUUGAUAGUACAACAAGCAUUUUAAGCAGUGGCAGUGGCAGCAGCAGCGGCGCCGGCAGCAGAGCCAGCAGCAGCAACAACAACAACAAGCGCACAUACGCGUCGGUCGGCCGGGGAGCGGCCGACGUUGUACCUGAACCCCGUGUACCCCCAACAGCAGCGUCCACAAACCCACGAGCAGCAGCAGCAGCAGCGGCGGCGGCAGCAGCAACAACAACUAGAACUACAACUAGUACAACAACAACACAGGCAGCUGCCGGCCGGUGUCCGGCCGACGAAACUGUUGCUAGUGGUGGGCGGGGCGGCGGGGGUGUCGAAGGCGCACAGCUAACAAAGGGGCCACUGAAUGCGACGCAUUUGUCAGUUCCCGUUUAUUUGCGCACUGUGCAAAAGCUUGCCUCUGAGCUUGACGCAAACGCGAACGCCAACGCUAGCGUCAACGUCAGCAGCAGCAGCGCCGUUGACGUCGACGCCAACGUCAUGUCGGAAACGGGCUGUCGGCAUUAUCAGACCUACGUGAAGGAGCACAGCUACGAUACCUAUCGGGUCAUCGAUGCCUACUUUGCCGCCUGUGUCAACAAGGAUGCGCGUGAGAAAAAGGCCAUACACUGCAAUUGCUUCGAGUGCGGCAGCUAUGGCAUCCAGCUGUACGCCUGCCUGCACUGCAUCUACUUUGGCUGCCGCGGUGCGCACAUAACUAGCCACCUGCGCGCCAAGAAGCACAACAUCGCACUGGAGCUGUCCCAUGGCACAUUGUACUGUUAUGCGUGUCGGGACUUUAUCUAUGAUGCGCGCAGUCGCGAGUACGCGCUGAUCAAUCGCAAGCUGGAGGCCAAGGAUCUGCAGAAGAGCCUCGGCUGGCAGCCCUGGAUACCCACGCCCAAGGAGACCAAUCUGCUGCUGGCCAAUGCACGCCGUCGUCUGGUGCGACCCAAUCAAACGAUUGGUUUGCGUGGACUGCUUAAUCUGGGUGCGACAUGCUUCAUGAACUGCAUUGUCCAGGCUCUGGUGCACACUCCGCUGUUGAGCGACUAUUUCAUGUCGGAUCGCCACGACUGUGGCAGCAAGGCCACACACAAGUGCUUGGUGUGCGAGGUGUCGCGUCUCUUCCAGGAGUUCUAUUCGGGCUCACGUUCGCCAUUGUCGCUGCAUCGUUUGCUGCAUUUGAUUUGGAACCAUGCGAAGCAUUUGGCCGGCUAUGAGCAGCAGGAUGCGCACGAGUUUUUCAUAGCGACGCUGGACGUGCUGCAUCGACAUUGUGUGAAGGCCAAGUCGGAGCACGAGAGCAAGAGCAACAGCUCGAGCGCAUCGGGGGGCAAUUCCAGCUCAAGUUCCAAUGCAACGGCCACGCAUUGCUAUGGCCAGUGCAACUGCAUUAUCGAUCAAAUCUUUACGGGCAUGCUGCAGAGCGAUGUGGUGUGCCAGGCAUGCAAUGGCGUUUCGACCACAUUCGAUCCCUUCUGGGACAUCUCACUGGAUCUCGGCGAGACAACAACGCACGGCGGCGUCACGCCGAAGACGCUGAUUGACUGCCUGGAGCGCUAUACGCGUGCCGAGCAUCUCGGCUCGGCGGCCAAAAUCAAAUGCUCCACCUGCAAAUCGUACCAAGAGUCCACCAAACAAUUUAGCCUGCGCACCCUGCCCAGCGUCGUCUCGUUCCAUCUGAAGCGUUUCGAGCAUUCGGCACUGAUCGACCGCAAAAUAUCGUCGUUCAUUCAGUUUCCCGUCGAGUUCGAUAUGACGCCAUUUAUGUCCGAGAAAAACAAUGCCUAUGGCGACUUUCGUUUCUCUCUGUACGCGGUCGUCAAUCAUGUGGGCACCAUAGACACCGGCCAUUAUACGGCCUAUGUGCGUCACCAGAAGGACACGUGGGUCAAGUGCGAUGAUCAUGUGAUAACAAUGGCUUCGCUCAAACAGGUGCUCGACAGCGAGGGUUAUUUAUUAUUCUAUCAUAAGAAUGUUCUGGAAUACGAGUGAGCUGGCGGUAAUGGAGACAAGUUCAGCGGCAGCCAAUUGCAUCCAUUGAGACUGUUUCUCCCCCAAACACAAAUCACACAGAUACACACACACACGCGCGCACGCCCUCAUGGUGACAGCGCAUGUAGCAUACACAUACACACGCACACACAUACAAAUACAAAUACCAAGCAGACAAGAACGCGGCAGCGCCUACAACAAAUCUUAAUCUUAAUUAAUAAAACCAUAUUGUUCUAAGUAUUUCCAGCACAUAAUGCUAAAAACUAAACGAAUGCUAAACAAAAA